UCCACCAUUGACAUAUCUAGGGCAAAACUCAUCACUUCAAUUUUCAAAAUCCACAAAAUGGAAACCUUCAAAGAGCAACUCGAGCAGAUACACACUUUUUUAUCAUCAAAUAAACCGUUGGCUUACUCGACGCUGCUUCAUCUCCAGCAACAAUCCGGCACUGACUCUUCUUUCGUUCAAUUGCUCGCUGAUUCAUCUUCUAUCAUCGUGCCCUAUAUUCUCGCCGACGUAUCAGAUAACGAUGAGGAAAUUGCUGCUCAGGCUUUGAAGUGCUUGGGAUUUAUGAUUUAUCACCCAUCUAUAGUUGGCUCAAUCGAAGGUGACAAUGCCACGGCUAUUGUUGAUUCUCUUGUUGAGGUUAUUACGACCACCAAGAUUAAGUCUGUUUGCAACUUGGGUGUCUGGUGUAUAUCAAUGCAGCAGUUCAAGUCUUCGCUUUUGGAUGCACAUUUCCAGUCUUUGCUGAGGGCAAUUACUUAUGCCCUUGACAAUCCUAUUGGUUCUCUUUCAAUCACAUUUGAGGCUAUGCAGGCUGUAAUGAAGUUGGCGAGUACGUCAGCUCAAAAUAUGAGAGCCAUGUCAAACAUAUGGGCUCCUCCAGUUUAUAGAAGACUUAUCAGCAGUGAUAAAAGGGAAAGAGACAUGUCAGAACGUUGUUUAUUGAAAGUCUCUAACGUGAUAUGUCCUCCACCAGUAAAUCUCUCAAAGGCCCUUGCCAUAGAGUUGAAGAAAACUUUGCUUUUGACAAUGGAGGAGCUACUGAACCAAGGCCUGAAGAUUCAAACUCUACUAGCAUGGGGAUGGUUUAUGCGUCUAGUUGGACCUUAUGGAAUGAAAUAUAAGUAUUUGGUAAACAAAUUGCUUAAAAUUACAGAACAAACUUUUCCAGACCUUGAUCCACAGAUUCAGAGUGCUUCACUGAUUGCCUGGGAAUGUUUCAUUGAUGCUUUAAUCUGCUUGACACUUCAUGAUCCUGAAAGCAAUGCACUUGUAAAGAAUUCUGCGGACCAAACUGUAUUCAAGGGAAACAAUCCAACUGAAGCUGAUGGGUUUUCCAAGAAGAUCAAACUUGUGAUGACGCCCCUGAUAGGAAUCAUGUCAAGUAAUUGUGAUGCAUCUGUCCAUGUAUCCUGCCUGAAUACAUGGUCUUAUCUUCUGUAUAAGCUCGACAAGUUAGCUAGCUCUCAUUCAGUGGUUAAAACAGUUUGGGAGCCCAUCUUGGAAGUCGUCAUCAAGGUUGGACCUGUCAAUAAAAAUAUAUGGUCGUGGAGAUUCUGCAUUGAGCUGCUUGAUAAUUUCGUUUCAGCAGGAAACAAAAAUGUAAAUAGUAAGUUAACCGACCAGAAGGCUGAUCGGUUAUCUAAAAGUUUCAUAAUGAAACUUCCAGAAUCUGCAAAAUGCUCAUGGAAGUAUCAUCCAAUUAAAUGGUCACCUUUGGAUCUUGGAAAUUUGGAGUUUUUCCUAAACAUGAUUCACGGUGUGAUCAUGCAAGGGUCCAUUAUUACUCUGUCCCAUGAAGUCAGGACAGUGACAUGCGGUGCUGCCUCAAGUUUGUUCCAAUCUCUUCUGAGAUCUGUUAAACAUUUGUUGAAAUCUGACCUUAUAACUUAUGACGAGGUUAUCUUAUCUUUGAAUAUGAUGUUUAAGUUUUUGAAGAGUGUAUAUGAGAGUAUGCAUUCAAGGGAUGGUGGUAUAGAUGAUUUGCAAUCGCUUCUACUUCAGCUUCUGGAGGCUUUUGUUGAAGAAUUAGAACCAUCAACUUUGCAAUCCCCUCUUUACAAGGUGGCACUAGAUCUAAAAAAUCUUGAGAAGUCAGAACCAGUCUAUAGAUUCAAAAGUGCAAAGAUACCAGAUAUCUGCUUUAUGAAUUAUAAGGAGAAGGUAUCACCAGUUGCUUGUAUAACUUUGCUCUAUUUCCAUUCAGUAACCAAGUCAACGUUGAAAGCACCUGAUUAUGAUAUAGUCGAAUGCAUACACAAAUUUGUGAAGCUUUUGCUCUCCUCAUACGAGCCUUUGGAAAUUCUCCAUCUCUUUGUUAGUUUACUAUACAGAGAGAAGAUGUCUCGUUGCUUUGAGAUCUGGGUAGCUCUGGCAAACUGUCUGAAAGAUUACAUAGAUAGUAAUAGCUUUCUCUCACAUUUCAAAUUGCAGCCGGAUAGUCCUGGUUAUGCGACAAUAAUACAUUUCCUAUGCUAUCCAUUUGCUGCAUACUCUUGCCCUAAGGUGCAUCUCAAGCUUCAGCAUGUAAUUGAAGCAUGGAUAUCACUUUAUAUUUCUCUUAGUCAGGCAUCGGAAAAUGGUUAUCCUACUCUUACUGAGGACCUAUUCUCGAUGCUCUGUUCAUAUUUCAAUAAAGAAUUGACUCAGUCAAGUGUAAAGGGUCAGGAUAUCGAUGUUCUUUUAUUGUUUGGAGAAGCAAUGAUAUGUGCUGUAGAACAAGCUUCUUUGACAGCAAAAUCUAAUGCUAAAGAGAGCGAAAGCCGGAGAUCCUGCAAAAUCAAGAGGAGCUUGGAAUUCGCGUCCUGCUUCAUGAAGCUAUCUAGGGUAAAGGAUGAAACUAAUCUAUCAACCAGCCUCAUCGAAACAAGGCUGCUAUCGUCACUGAUGCACUUCGUUGGCUGCUUGCGCUUGCAGAAGGAUGUAACAUUAUUCAUUGAGAUCAUGACCAGUUCAUUGCUUUUGUGGCUCUCACAUCUUGAAGCUCAAGACAGUAACUUCAAAGAUCAAGUUCAACAGUUAUGGAUUCAAACGCUGAACUGUUUGCAGAAAAUGCGACCAAUAAUAGAAUUCAAUUCCUCUUUUCUUCAGCUCCAGGAGCCUCUUCUAGAGAAAACUCUUGAUCACCCAGAUCCCAUCAUUUCCAACUCUACUGUUAACUUCUGGAAUUCUACAUAUGGAGAACAGAUCAAGUUAGAUUACCCUCAUAGCUUACUUCCAAUCCUGGACAAGCUGUCAAGGAAAGGAAAAAUAAAACUCUGCAAAAAGCGCCUGUCGCCCAAUGGUAAAACGAGUUCUGAGGUAGAUAAAGUUACAGCUCCAAAUAGAUACAAGGUGCCAACAACACUGCGUAGCUGCUCAAAACGAGUUGAACUCUUGGGGAACGCAGCUAAUAGUUCGGAGGGAAAUGACAGAAUUUAUCCAAAGUCAAAACGAAGGCAUACUGAGCUGACAGAACAUCAAAAAGAAGUGAGAAGAGCACAGCAAGGUCGAUCAAUGGAUUGUAGUGGACAUGGUCCAGGAAUCAGGACAUAUACCAGUGUUGAUUUCUCUCAAGGAAAUGAAGAAUCACAAGAAAGCCAGGACGUUAGAGAUGCAGAUUCUAUUUUGGAAAUGUUGCGCAAAGUUAAUUAAAAUUUGCAUUUUAACUUUAUGCUAUCUUGUAACUUUUACAAUACCGCUUGUAUAUAUGUACUAUUGCCUUGAGCCGAGGGUCUAUCGAAAACAGCCUCUCUACGUGUUCCAGGUAGGGGUAAGGCUGUGUACACACUACCUUCUCUAGACCCCACUUGGGGGAAUACACUUUUGUUGGUGCUUGUAUAUAUGUAUUCAGGGGCGGAGCUAGCCUUUGAGUUAUGGGUUCAGUCGAGCCUAGUAACUUUGGUUCAAUUCUUGUAUUUGUCUUGAGAAAUCAAUUAAAUAUGUACUAAUUGUUAAUUUA
Molecule: messenger RNA, 3658 nt
Organism: Nicotiana attenuata
Lineage: Eukaryota; Viridiplantae; Streptophyta; Magnoliopsida; Solanales; Solanaceae
Exons: 10
Coding region: 58-3351 (1097 amino acids)
Biological process (GO): telomere maintenance
Cellular component (GO): nucleus
Source: RefSeq, a predicted model, not a curated record